Messenger RNA from Petromyzon marinus (sea lamprey), 2127 nucleotides. RefSeq names its product tax1-binding protein 3-like. The record is from RefSeq and is a predicted model, not a curated record. Gene Ontology annotation, biological process: neurotransmitter receptor transport, endosome to postsynaptic membrane; embryo development; cell-cell adhesion. Lineage: Eukaryota; Metazoa; Chordata; Hyperoartia; Petromyzontiformes; Petromyzontidae. Gene Ontology annotation, cellular component: basolateral plasma membrane; postsynaptic membrane; postsynaptic density. Gene Ontology annotation, molecular function: protein kinase binding.
UGGGUGUCUCUCUCUGUCUCUCAGAGGUGUUCAAAAUGGCCUUGUCAGGGACACGGCAACCUGGUUCAAGUCCCAGCCCGGGGUCUAGGUAUCUCUCUUAGGGUGGUUUAUAAUGGCCUUUCCCAUGUCACUGAUGACCUGGAUUCAAGUCCAAUCCCUGGGUAUCUCUCUCAGGGGGGUUCAUAAUGGUCUUUCUCAUGUCACUGAAUACCUAGGUUCAAGUCCAAGCCCUGGGUAUGGGUGCCUCUCUCAGUGAGUUCAUAAUGGUCUUUCCCAUGUCACUGAAUACCUAGGUUCAAGUCAAAGCCCUGGGUAUGGGUGUCUCUCUCAGUGAGUUUAUAAUGGCCUUUCCCAUGUCACUGAACACCUGGGUUCAAGUCCAAGCCCUGGGUAUGGGUGUCUCUCUCAGUGAGUUCAUAAUGGCCUUUCCCAUGUCACUGAAUACCUGGGUUCAAGUCCCAGCCCUGGGCAUGGGUGUCUCUCUCAGGGGGGGUUCCGAAUGGCCUUAUCAGGGACACGGAUUACCUGGGUUCAAGGCCAAGCCCGGGGUAUGGGUGUCUCUCUAAAUCGGCUCAGAAUGGCUAAGUUUGCCUCCACAUUCAGAAAAUUGCAUUUAGAUUAUUGAGAUUAUUGAGAUGACUUUUGCUGCUGUGGCUUUCCGCAUGGUAUAUGACUUUGUUGAGCUGUCAUUUCUGACAGCCAGGUCGCUUCUGAAGUUAAUGGCUAAGUGGGCCUUACCUGCCAAGAUACAAAAAACACAGUUUAGUUUUAUGCGUGUAUACAUUUGAAAGUUAUUUACCUUUUCUAUACAUUGCACUCCUAUCGUGUUUUUGUAAUGUUUGUUCUACCAUUAUGGCCUGCCCCCUUACUGGACAUCUGUAGAGAAAAAAUAGCUGGAUAGCUUAUCGGAUUCCUCCAGUUCCUAAUAGAUUCAGAUAUCAGAGGCACCGAUGACGUCACGCCGAUGUCGCCACGCUGGUUGCGUCAUGUACACGGUGGAGAUGUUGAUGACGUAUUCGCCGCGCGGAUGGCGUCACGUCGCCAUGGCUUCCUUCGCGCCGGGAGAUCCCAUCACCACAGUGGUGGAGCGGAUUGAGAUCCACAAACUGCGCCAGGGAGAGAACCUCAUCCUGGGCUUCAGCAUCGGGGGCGGCAUUGACCAGGACUCAGCGCAGAACCCAUACUCACUUGACAAGAAGGACAAGGGUGUGUACGUGACCAGGGUGAGUCAGGGAGGGCCAGCUCAAGCGGCGGGCCUCCGUGAGGGAGACAAGAUCAUGCAGGUGAACGGCUGGGACAUGACGAUGGUGACGCACGACCAGGCGCGCCGCAAGCUCACCAAGCAGGGCGAGGAGGUGGUGCGGCUGCUGGUGACGCGGCGCUCGCUGCAGACCGUCGUGCACCACGCACAGCACAUGCUGUGAGGGCAGCGCCACCGGGGGGGGGCAAGGGGGGGCAGGGCUGCAGUGGGACAGGGCCCAGUGGGACAGGGCUCAGCACGGCAAGGGCUCAGCACCUCAGGGGUAAGGUCACAGAGAGAGGGGGGGGGGGGGCUGGUGGGACCGACCACAGAGAAUCCAUUUCAGCUUAGCGAGGUGCGCAAAUGGAUGGGACCGGACGUUCCGCCACCCUCCCCCCUCUCUGCUGCCGGUGCCACGGAGUUGCAGACUCCGAGUUCGAUUUCCAGCGCUGCCGACGCGGAUGGGGGGGGGGAGGGGGCAGGGGAACGUGGCGCCGGGUUUAUUAAAAUCGGCGCCUGCUGAACGAGAGGUGUUCUGAGUCGGGCGUAACUUAUGCAGUUUCCUCAUCCAGCGUCUUAUCACUUCGGUGUUUCCUAUGCAGGUUUACAGAGCUGCGCGACGCGUGUACAACGAACCAAACACAAGAAGCCGUCACGAGCGUUACAUUGUUUACACUCCCAUCAAUUGGCGAUUACGUCUUCACGAUAUGUAGAAGACUGCAGAGCUUGUGGCGAGGUGGGAGAUAUUUGGUGCCGGCUCAACGCGUGGCUGCUGCUGCUGCUUCCCCGCUCCUGGCGCCUCUGAGUUGUUCCCUCGCUGAGCGAGCGUCACGCUGCGGCCGUGUGUGUGUGCAUGUGUGCGUGUGUGUGCGCGUGUGUGCGUGUGU